GCGCAGGGACACGUUGCUACUACGGCGCCGGAGACUACAGAACUCAGCAUGGCUUCCACCGGCUCCCAGCGAUUGGGGAAUGGUGGUGGUGUCGGGGGCGCCUUCCAACCUUACCUAGACUCCUUGCGGCAGGAGCUACAGCAGAGGGACCCGACUGUGCUCUCAGUAGUAGUGGCGCUUCUGGUGGUGCUGCUGACGCUGGUGUUCUGGAAGUUCAUCAGGAGCAGAAAGAGCAGUCAAAGAGCUGUACUUCUUGUUGGCCUUUGUGACUCCGGGAAGACAUUGCUCUUUGUCAGAUUGUUAACAGGCCUUUACAGAGACACCCAGACUUCCAUCACCGACAGCUCUGCUGUGUACAAAGUCAAGAAUACCAGGGGCAGUAGCCUGACCUUGAUCGACCUCCCUGGCCAUGAGAGCUUGAGACUUCAGUACCUUGAGCGGUUUAAGGCUUCAGCCCGGGCUGUUGUGUUCGUUGUGGACAGUGCAGCCUUCCAGCGAGAGGUGAAAGACGUGGCCGAGUUUCUGUAUCAAGUCCUGAUUGACAGCAUGGGUCUGAAGAACACACCAUCAUUCUUAAUUGCCUGCAACAAGCAAGACAUUACAAUGGCAAAAUCGGCGAAGAUAAUUCAGCAGCAACUUGAGAAAGAACUCAACACCCUGCGGGUCACCCGCUCUGCCGCCCCCAGCACACUGGACAGCUCCAGCGCGGCGGCUCAGGCUCAUCUGGGAAAGAAAGGCAAAGACUUUGAAUUCGCACAGCUUCCCCUCAGAGUGGAGUUCCUGGAGUGCAGUGCCAAGGGUGGCAGAGGGGACGCUGGCUCUGCUGACGUCCAGGACUUGGAGAAGUGGCUGGCUAAAAUCGCCUGAGAGUCAGGUCCCAACCCCAAGCUGUAAACAUUCAUGUGGUGACUGUCAGUUUUGGAAAAGGGUGUGGUUAGAAACAUUUCCUUGUUCUGGAAACAAAUUGUUGAAUCCAGCUUGGAAUUUUUAAGUUCAGUUCCUCUUAUUGUUUUCAAACUUGUCACUUUUAUUUGACUGGUGCCUUCCCUUUGUUAAAGUGUAAGUGACAUCCCUUUAGUGUCUCCUUGAUGUCGGCCAAGGUCCUCGUGACCGUGACAGUCGGACUCCACACAGGGAAGACGUUAUCCUGAGGAAUGAUAAUCACCUGGGAGGUUCUCUUAUCUUGUGCUUUGGUCCCUUUUUCCUGGAAACAAACCUGUCUGUGUAUGGAACCAGUUCAUUUCCAGUUACUCUUGAAGUUCACGGACAGUACACCAUCUAGUCCAUUGUGAAUUCUCAGAUUUGUAGGUACAAUUACAAUGUGGGCUCUCAACAUAGGACAACAAGUAGAAGACAGCAAGGCUCUGUUGCCAUGGGGUCUGUUCUUCAUCAGCUCAGUGACUUGUCCACAGUCCAGCCUCAUAGCACUUGAGUUUGGCGAACUUGUCAUGAACCCUUGAAAUGAAUCAUUCCCAGAUGAUAGGACUGUAAGUGCUAAAUCUCCAAGUGCUAGGGGUCUAGUGUGCUCUGGUGGUUUCCCCUAACCAGAGGGAAUAUGGAGAUGCAGAAGCUGUUCUGGUUUUCUGGGUGGCUGAGAGCUCCUAUGUCACGUUCAUGUGCUGCUUGAUCAGCUCCUAUUUUGUACUUAGCUAGAAUGCUGUGCAACAAAUAUAAAAUGAAAAAAGUUGUGUGUA
Artibeus jamaicensis (Jamaican fruit-eating bat) is the source of this 1694-nucleotide messenger RNA. RefSeq names its product SRP receptor subunit beta (gene SRPRB). Gene Ontology annotation, biological process: protein targeting to ER. Bases 49 to 867 code for a protein of 272 amino acids. NCBI's taxonomy places the organism in Eukaryota, Metazoa, Chordata, Mammalia, Chiroptera, Phyllostomidae. The record is from RefSeq and is a predicted model, not a curated record. Gene Ontology annotation, cellular component: signal recognition particle receptor complex. The transcript has 7 exons.